Messenger RNA from Gracilinanus agilis (Agile Gracile Mouse Opossum), 1543 nucleotides. RefSeq names its product glutaredoxin (gene GLRX). The record is from RefSeq and is a predicted model, not a curated record. NCBI's taxonomy places the organism in Eukaryota, Metazoa, Chordata, Mammalia, Didelphimorphia, Didelphidae. The transcript has 3 exons. The coding region runs from base 48 to 368 and encodes 106 amino acids.
GGCCCUGCUCCGAUAUUUACUCGGAGGAGUUUCCCAAGUCUAUAGAGAUGGCUCAGCAAUUUGUGAAUUGCAAGAUCCGGGCUGACAAGGUGGUGGUCUUCAUCAAGCCCACCUGUCCUUACUGCCGAAAAACUGUAGAGCUUCUCAAGCAGCUGCCCAUCAAACCGGAGUCCUUGGAAUUUGUCGACAUAACUGCCCAGAGCGAUACAAAUGCGAUCCAAGAUUAUUUGCAGCAGCUUACGGGGGCUAGAACCGUUCCUCGGGUGUUUAUUGGUAAAGACUGUAUUGGUGGAUGCUCAGAUCUCCAGGCUAUGGAACAGAAUGGGCAGCUGCUACAAAAACUAAAACAAAUUGGAGUAUUACAAUAACUUCCAGGUCCUUGGAAAAUGGAAUCUUAAAUGAUGCUGUGCUGGAAUACAUGCCAAUCUUGCCUCUCCUUCAACACCUCCUGUCCUUCAAGAACACUUUAUUUUAAUUCCUAACAUGUUAAACCUGGAAAAGGUUGUUGUUUUUUUCCUGGAGAUGUUUCUUCUCCUACUGUCUUUCACAUUUCCAAAUGACCUGGGAUCUCUAGUAGCUUAGCCAGCUCAAUAUUAAAAGGUCAACUAGCUCACCCAAAAUCCUAUGGGAGAACUUGAUAAUUCCUUACUCCAACUAAAUAUUUUCUUUGGUCUUCAUCUUGUGACUCUAGUACAUAGAGACACAUGGUUUUAUUCUGGUUCAAUCAUCUAGCUUCCAAAGGCUUUUUACGAGGUUCUGCCUUGGAAUUGAAUGAAUUUAAUAACAAAAAUUUAUAGUUUGGAAACUACAAGAGGCCUCAAGAGAUUUAAAUGAGAGGCCAAAGGGUGUCCUUCAAAGAAAUUUCUCCUGUGUGUUCUUCACAUUUUCUUUCUGUCCACUAGGGUUCUCGAGCUCUCUUUCCACAGGAUCAUAUAGUUAGGGUUGAAAAAAGGGACCUAAGAGACUACCUGCUCCACCCCAUCCUUUCAUAGAUGAACUGAGUAUUGGGAGCAGAUCGGUCUUGUAAAUGACCUAACAUUAUGAAAAUCUUAUUUCAGUAAUCAUGACCUUUUGAAAAUUGAGAAUCUUUCAAUAUAAAAUUUAGUUGUUUUUUUUUGAGGAGGGUGUCUACAAGUACUGAUACUAGUCACAAAUCUUAUGAAAGUGGUGUCAUUUCCUAGAACAUCUUAUAGAGUUGAUUGAUUGUUGGGUUAGAUUCCUAUCAGCUUCCUAAAAUAAUGGUCAUAAUCUACAAUAUAGAAGAGUGAAUGAAAUAUGAUUUGAAAUUGCAAAAAUAAGUCAUGUAGAAUUUCAGUAGGUGUAAUUCAAUAAAAUACUAAUUUAGAUUUGAUUCUAUCUUGGUAACAUUCUUCUGAAUAAUAUCUCUCAAAUCUAGUAUAAUGCAGAAAAUGAAAAGGAACUGUGGACCAGAAAGAAUUUAGAAAAAAACUUACCCAAUAGUGGAAUAAGAGUAAAAAGAAAGUAAUAAAGAAUUAAGAGAGUAAUAGCUAGGUGACACAGUGGAUAAAGCAGUGGGCUUGGA